Corylus avellana is the source of this 2531-nucleotide messenger RNA. Its product is annotated as pentatricopeptide repeat-containing protein At3g04130, mitochondrial. The record is from RefSeq and is a predicted model, not a curated record. Gene Ontology annotation, molecular function: protein binding. NCBI's taxonomy places the organism in Eukaryota, Viridiplantae, Streptophyta, Magnoliopsida, Fagales, Betulaceae.
AUGAUCUUCCAUGUUGAGAAAUUCGCUAAACACAUUCAUAACCUUGUCGGUCCAACGAUAUCGUCUCGCGCUCUUUAUUCAUGUCUUUUUGCUCCGUUGGAGUCGAAAACAUUGUCCGAUCUAGACAUUGUCAUCGCUAAAAUUCCUGUUGGAAUCAGCGAAGAUGAAAUUGUUCGGUCGCUCUUGAAUGAUCAAGCAUGUAAUUGCAUAGAGUUGUCCUCUGACCUUGUUGAUAAGUUGCUUCAUAGGUUUAAGGAUGAUUGGAAGUCUGCAUUGGGUGUGUUCAGAUGGGCAGAGUCGCGGUCGGGUUAUAGACACACACAAGAAGCAUAUGAUAUGUUGGUGGACAUAUUGGGGAAAAUGAAGCACACGGGUAAGAUGAAAGCUGUUCUGGAAGAAAUGGGUCAGUGUCAGCUUGUCGGGCUUAGCACUGUAGUGAAGGUGAUGAGGAGGUUUGCUGGUGCAGGGCAGUGGGAAGAGGCUGUGACGACGUUUGAUGAGUUGGGAACUUUGGGGUUGGACAAGAAUACAGAGUCUAUGAACUUGUUGCUCGACACCCUUUGCAAAGAGAACAAGGUUGAGCAGGCGCGCGAGGUGUUCUUGGUGCUCAAGCCACAUAUUUCACCGAAUGCUCACACGUUUAACAUUUUCAUUCAUGGUUGGUGCAAAAUGAAUCGGGUUGAUGAGGCACAUUGGACGAUACAAGAGAUGAGGGGAAACGGGUGUCUCCCUUGUGUCAUUAGCUACUCAACAAUCAUUCAGUUCUAUUCCCGGCAAUCUAAAUUUUCUAAGGCCUAUGAGCUGCUUGAUGAAAUGCAAGCUCAGGGUUGCCCACCGAAUAUUGUUACUUUCACCACUAUUAUGUGUUCACUGACAAAGUCAGAGGAGUUCGAGGAAGCGUUGCAUAUUGUCGACAGAAUGAGAUCAGUUGGGUGUAAACCUGAUACGCUCUUCUACAAUGCAUUGAUCCAUACUCUCGGGAGAGCUGGCCGUGUAGAGAAGGCUGUACGUAUUUUUGAGGUGGAGAUGCACAACACUGGGGUUAGCCCAAAUACGUCAACCUGUAAUUCAAUGAUUGCUAUGUUUUGCCAUCAUGGUCAGGAACAAAAAGCCUUGAAUGUCCUCAGGUACAUGGAAAAAUCAGGCCUUUGUAAGCCUGAUGUUCAGACAUACUACCCGUUGCUCAAGGUGUGCCCUAAAACUGGGAAUACGGACAGUUUUUUGAGUAAAUUAUUGGAUGACAUGGUCAAUAAGCAUCACCUUUGUCUUGAUAUAUCAACCUAUGCACUUCUUAUUCAUGGGCUUUGCCAAGCAAAUAAAUGUGAGCGGGCUUACUCACUCUUUGAGGAGAUGAUUGGUCAAGGGAUCUCUCCUAGAUAUCAGACAUAUCGUUUGCUAUUGGAUGAAGUCAAACAGAAGAAUAUGUAUGAUGCUGCUGAAAGGAUUGAAGGUUUGAUGAAAAAGUUAUAAGUUGUUCGAGUAACAAGCAUGUCAAGGCAAAGAGAAUUGGCAUUUUAGUGUUGUAUCAUCAAAGGCAUACAACAAAGCAGGCAAGGCCACAGGACAUCUGCAAUCACCAGCAGUAAUCCAAAUAAGAGCUUUGGAGGGAUUGGGAAUAUUCAUGUACGAAAGGUAUCAAUACUCACCAGGCUGCACACGAAGACUGUCAAUUGUGGGACAUAUUAAGUUCAUGCUUUCCCAUGUCACCUACUUGAUAAACAACUUGCAUUUGAUGGACUGGGAAGGAAAAGCGAGGUUUUUUUUUUCCUCGUGGAGAAUUUUAAAUGCAUCUGCGUAUAACUAAUUGAGGAUUCUGCAAACCAUCUUAAUUGGAAUCACAAAUGAUCAUCAUUAGACUGUUUCCAAGUAGCAAAAAGGAAGGUAAGAAGCUUUUGUGCGGAGUGGUUUCUGUUUCUCUGAUUGAGAAUGAAAGGGUUAAAGCCACAAAGAUGGUGCUUUCUCUCAAUGGAAUACUCUUGGGUGUAUGGUUUCAUUUGAAAAGUAGCAGGAAUGAUUUCUAUGGUGCAGUCAGGGAGACAUUACACCUCCAUUAGAGGACUGGUGGCCCUUGUUCCGAGACCGAGCCAAACAUCGUCGAGCCAGUGCUACGGUCUACAUUCUAUCAAUCGGUGUUGGAGCAUUAAUGUUUAAUGUGCUUGAAGAUAUUGGAUGCUCAUGGAUUGUGGUCUAAACACCUGACACCUCUAUACAGCACUGGAGUCCAUACAUAGUUAUGGAAUUCGCACCAGAUUCUGUAUGCGGGUUACACUGCAAAUUUAAGUUAAAAGGCUCCACUCCACUUUUGCAAUACGCAGACCUGCUUUAUCAUAGUUGAUAUUUAAAUUGUUCGAGAUGAAGUUACAGAUCAAAGGUAAUUUACACAGUUGGACUUCAUUUUACUGAGUUCCGAGAUACUUAUCGAACUAGUCAAUUUCAUUUCUGUAUGUGCAUGUAAUAUAUAAUAUAUAUUUAUUGAUUGAUCUUAUAGAACACUUUCCAUCAGCGUGAGUUCUUGUUUAUGUAGAUGCUGA